AUGACGAGAGGAUCGAAAUUCGAGGUCUCGAAAUUUGAUGGUCAUGGCAAUUUCGGAUUAUGGCAGACGAGAGUAAAAGAUUUAUUGGCGCAGCAAGGAAUUCAGAAAGGGCUCCGUGCAGAAAAGCCAAAGGGGAUGGAAGACGAUGAUUGGCAAGAUAUGCAGGAACGGGCGGCCGGGACGAUUCGGUUGUGCCUUGCAGAUGAAGUUAUGUAUCACCAGAAACAGAAAUCUGGAGAGUCAUCUUCUCAAAGUGACAGUUUAUAUGUGAAGGGUAACCAGGAUCGUGGAAGGAAACAGGUGCGGGAUAAUUCAGGAAAUCGGAAUUUCAGAUCCAAGUCGCGAGACAAAUCGAAAGGUAGGAAAACUGUGACGUGUUAUAAGUGCAAGGAACAAGGGCACUUUAAACGGGGUUGCCCGAAGUGGAAGAAACAGACUGCUGAUAUGUCAUCCAAGUCUGCAAAUGUGGUACAAAAUGAGGAAUCCGAUUGCAGUGAUAGAGAUAUGUUAUCUAUUUCGACUACGCAGUAUGAUGAUGCUUGGAUUCUCGAUUCUGGAUGUUCAUAUCAUAUAACGCCUAACAGAUAG
Molecule: messenger RNA, 588 nt
Organism: Striga hermonthica
Lineage: Eukaryota; Viridiplantae; Streptophyta; Magnoliopsida; Lamiales; Orobanchaceae
Source: the annotation of a GenBank genome assembly